AUUGCUCAUAACCCCGCGAUAGUCCUCUCCUUCCCAAUGUCCUCACUCUUCAGAUCCGUCACAAGACUCUCAUCCCGCGCCGCCGUCCGCUCAACACCACACAUCAUAACUAAAUUUCACAUCCAGCCUUUCAGUGUCAACGCAGCAAAGAUGUCUGAGCAAUCCAUCGUCUUCACCAAGAACGCCCCGGCCGCUCUUGGCCCCUACUCCCAGGCCAUCAAGACCCCCACCGCAAUCUACUGCUCCGGCCAGAUCCCCCUCACCCCCGAGGGCACCUUCGUCGAGGGCUCCGUCACCGACAAGACCAAGCAGUGCAUCUCCAACCUCAAGGCCGUCCUCGUCGAGGCCGGCUCCUCCAUUGAGAAGGUCGUCAAGGUCAACAUUUUCCUCGCUGACAUGGACGACUUUGCCGAGAUGAACGGCGAGUACGAGAAGUGGUUCACCCACAAGCCCGCCCGCAGCUGCGUCGCCGUCAAGACUCUGCCCAAGAACGUUGACGUUGAGAUUGAGUGCAUUGCCCUCCCCUAGAGGCAAGGCUUAUCUUCUAGGAGAGCUCGAUCUGUGAAGGGAUGAGCAUCUUCUAUAGAUCUCAAUGAAUACCAAAAAUAAAAAUAAAAAAUUAAACAUCCAUUCAGAC
Colletotrichum phormii is the source of this 637-nucleotide messenger RNA. RefSeq names its product endoribonuclease L-PSP. The coding region runs from base 37 to 528 and encodes 163 amino acids. The record is from RefSeq and is a predicted model, not a curated record. The transcript is spliced from 4 exons. Gene Ontology annotation, molecular function: deaminase activity. Lineage: Eukaryota; Fungi; Ascomycota; Sordariomycetes; Glomerellales; Glomerellaceae. Gene Ontology annotation, cellular component: mitochondrion; cytosol.